Molecule: messenger RNA, 755 nt
Organism: Symphalangus syndactylus (siamang)
Lineage: Eukaryota; Metazoa; Chordata; Mammalia; Primates; Hylobatidae
Source: RefSeq, a predicted model, not a curated record
AUGCCGGAGCAGGCCCAGCCUGGCAUGGGUGUGGGCCUGCAGCCAGCCAGGCUCGAGGGGGUCCCCAGCCUCUUCCAGGGUCUUCCCCUGGAAGUGGGCGGCUGCAGGGAAGGAGAGAAGCCCCAGGUCCCCGACCCUUCCUGCUCUUCUUGCCCUGCCUUGGAAGCCAGGCCCAUCUCUCUGGGGUCCACCUGUCGCAUGGCGGGGAGGCCGGGUGUGGACGGUGACCCAGAGCACCGGGGUGGGGGAUGGCACAGUGAGGCACCAGUGGCUGCACUGAGCCAGGCACUGGGUCCACUUAGAACCCCAGCUCCUCCUCUGUGGAUUGGGCUCUUCCUAGUAGCCACAGGAAAUCAACAAAACCUGGCCCAGCCCUUGCCAGGAAACACCACAGAGGCCACAGGACGAAGUCUGAGGGCCUCCGGGUCCUUGUGUGGACCCCAUGCUAAAGCCCCAUACCUGUGCGAGGCCACCCAUGAACCUGCUGCAGCCAGAAUUCAUGCCCAAGUCCCCGACUUGGGCUGGAGCAGGGUUGGGGGUCAGCGGUUCUACAGCCGUGUCCUGAGCCCCCUGCACCUGGGACCCUCAGGGCACACUGAGGCCUCUGCUCAGAGGUCCCACGUUGGGAAGCUGAAGGAGCCGCAGCCUCAGGACCACAAGCCAGGGCUAGGUGCUUCCUAACCUCUGUGCUUCAGAGAGGGCCGGGAGUGGUGGCUCAUGCCUGUAAUCCCAGCACUUUGGGAGGCUGAGGAGGG